AUGGCGCCUCACCGGUACAUCCCGAGCAGCUCAGCCGCCGUUCAGGGCGAGAGAGCCGCUGGAGCUGCAACACCGGGUCCCUACUACGGAGAACCACAUAAGUUUGAUCCUUCCUUCAGAGGUCCAGUCCGCAGAAGAAAUUGCACUGAUGUCUUAUGUUGUUUGAUCUUCAUCAUUGUCAUCCUCUCAUAUGUGGCCCUGGGGAUAGUGGCCUGGUUACAUGGGGACCCCAGGAAGGUACUUUAUCCAACAGACAGCUAUGGCCAGUUCUGUGGUCAGAAGGGAACUUCCAAUGCGAAGAAACCCAUCCUAUUCUAUUUCAACAUCUUAAAAUGUACCAACCCAACUAUACUCAUCAACCUACAAUGCCCUACAACUCAGAUGUGUGUGUCACAGUGCCCAGACAAGUUUGCCACCUACACUGAGAUGCAACUGCAACACAAACUCAACAAGAGUUACUGGCAAUACUAUAAACAGUUCUGCAAGCCUGGAUUUAAUAACCCUGACAAGCCAGUAUCUCAGGUUCUACGUGAUGAGGACUGUCCCUCCAUGAUCAUACCUAGUCGACCAUUUCUGCAGAGAUGUCUACCAGACUUCAUCACUCUGAAUGGGACUGUGACUGUGGCUAACAGAACCAGGUUUAAAGAUGCUCUGGAAAUGCCACGCAGUGUUGCUGAACUCCAACAUGCUGCCAAGGGUAUAACAGGACUAAUGGACACUAAGGAGAUGGGCAUGAAGAUAAUGGAAGAUUAUUCCAAGUCAUGGGCAUGGAUACUCAUAGGCCUGCUGAUAUCCUUGGCUGUUAGUCUGGUCUUCAUCCUGCUGCUGAGGUUCACAGCUGGGUUGCUGUUGUGGACUACCAUCAUCACUGUCAUACUGCUGCUGGCAUAUGGUAUGUGGUACUGCUCUGUGGAGUGGUCCCAGCUCAAACACAGACCAGGCUCUGAGGUUGCCAUUGUAGAAGUCGGCCUGCAGACUGACCUUCAGGUCUAUCUUCAACUCAGACAGACAUGGAUCAUUUUAUUGGUGUCUCUGGGAGUAACGGAAGCUUCCUUCUUGGCGAUGUUGAUAUUCUUAAGGAGAAGAGUCCAAGUGGCUAUUGCCCUGCUCAGAGAGGCUAGCAAAGCCAUUGGACACAUCAUGUCCACACUAUUCUUUCCAGUUGUCACCUUUCUCUUAUUGACUAUUUGCAUCUCCUACUGGGCAGUGACUGCUGUUUACCUAGCAUCCUCAGGUGAAGCCAUCUACAAAGUGAUGUCUCCUGAUGUGAGUUGCCCCUAUGCCAACAGUACUUGCAGUCCUGAGACCUUUAACAGGACCAACAUCUCCAGAUCAGCGUUGUGUCUGGGUUCUCAGUGUCUGUUUGCCUUCUAUGGCGGGGAGACAUCCUACCACCACUACCUCUUCCUGUUGCAGCUGUCCAACCUACUGGUCUUUCUCUGGCUGGUCAACUUCAGCUUGGCCCUGGAGCAGUGCACCCUGGCUGGGACGUUUGCUAGCUACUACUGGGCCAAGAGGAAGCCUCAAGACAUCCCACCAUGUCCACUCUUUUCAUCAUUCAGUAGGGCUAUCAGGUAUCACACAGGGUCUUUGGCGUUUGGAGCUCUAAUUCUUUCAGUUGUCCAACUUCUGCGGAUUAUACUGGAAUACAUGGAGCAGAAACUAAAAGGAGUUGACAACAGCCUGUCCAGAUUCAUAAUGUGCUGUCUGAGAUGCUGCUUCUGGUGUUUGGAGAAAUUUAUACGCUACAUGAACCAUAAUGCGUACAUCAUGGUGGCGGUCUAUGGUAAGAACUUCUGUACCUCAGCCAGAGAGGCCUUCUUCCUGUUAAUGAGAAAUGUGGUCAGGGUUGCAGUUCUGGAUAGAGUGACAGACUUUCUGUUGUUUCUGGGCAAAGUGCUGAUAGCAGGAGGAGUUGGUUUGUUUGCAUUCUUCCUCUUCACUAGGAAGAUCCCAGUUAUCCAGGAUGAAGUACCCAAUCUCAACUACUACUGGAUCCCCCUACUGACUGUGGUGAUAGGUGCCUACCUCAUUGCUCAUGGUUUCUUCAGCGUCUAUGCCAUGUGUGUCGACACACUCUUCCUCUGCUUCUGUGAUGACUUGGAGAGGAAUGAUGGUAGUUCAGAAAAACCUUUCCUCAUGUCUCCAGAGCUGCACAGAAUUCUGGGAAAAUCCAGUCAGUGAUGCGCAAUGAUAUACUGUCCUCCUAUCCACUCUGCUCCAUCAGCUGCCAGUCUGGUCAGUCUCUAUCAAUCUGUGAGAGACAAACAGCCCCGGAUAGACAUCACCCAGCCAAAUCCAAGAGACUUCAUGGUCCCCACACUGACACUGGACAGUUUUGGGUCUGAUCUUUUUUGGAGAUCCUGAAGGCCCUAGAAGUUUUAUCUAUUUAUUUCUGCAAAGCUCAAACUCAAAAUGGCCGAUCACUAUUAGUAAACAUACGUUAAGACACAGGAGUGACACCGUGUCAGAAACCACUAGUAAAAUCAGAAUCAUUCAGACUUUUCAAAACUUAUCAUCAUAACAGAGACAUCAGGAAACAUAUCUUAAAAUGAGGCAGCUGCUUAAGCCAGGACCAAGAUUUGCAGACUGCUCCUUGUGUUUUUUCUUCUGAAGCCCUCUGCAGUGUCAUCCUGCUGCACCAAUGCAGUAACUUACUGAAAUGAUAUGGGAGGUUUAUGACACUGUACCACUGGUGGUCAGACAGGGUCCUUGAAAGUAAUGUUUAUACCCUCAAAUGAAGACAUUUUUGUUUUGUAUUGCGGUUCAGUUUAGUGUGGAAAUGAGUGUGGCCUACAAACAAUUCCAUCAGAGACUAAAAUCCAGGACACACACACAGACACAAAAUUUUGCUCCCACACUUUAAGACAGUAGCAUGUACACAUGGAGGUUCAACAGUCAGCCUCACUGAGGACAAACAUCCUUAAGGUGCUAUAAAUUCAGUCCUGUGUUUCCGACCAAUAACCACAGUCAAAGAGUCACAAACAUUGUUCACUUAUGUUCCACAAUAUUUGGAUGUAAAGGGGAAACUGCCACCUCUGAUUUAACUUUUUAUCACUGUACAGCAGAGGGAGAUCUAUACCUUUCUAGACACCAAGAGUCAGGUUGUCAAGAUUUUGUAGAAUUCUGGGGUAGUGUUUUCUUUUCAGAUUUCUGAUCUUGCCAAUCCAUUUUUUGUGAUGUGACAGGAGAAGUUGAGCAAAUUAUGCUAAAGAGAUGAAUUCACACAGAGACAACUCAUAUCUUGAAUAUUAUGUGGCCAAAUUUCACCACAGCAUGAUGAAAACACUUUUCCGUUUCAGUCACUAUAUUAAAAAUGUUUGUCUUUUUCUAUGUAAAACCAACACUCCCUGUACAUUUUUAUAAGAUGGAUUCAUUUUUGUAUUGGUAAUGUGUUUUUUUUUAUUUGUGAAACAGAUUAAAAUAUAAUACAAUGUUCAUUUCUUGAUUAAAAAAUAAU
This is a messenger RNA of Lates calcarifer (barramundi perch), 3460 nucleotides long. RefSeq names its product choline transporter-like protein 5-A. The record is from RefSeq and is a predicted model, not a curated record. Gene Ontology annotation, cellular component: membrane. Gene Ontology annotation, molecular function: transmembrane transporter activity. NCBI's taxonomy places the organism in Eukaryota, Metazoa, Chordata, Actinopteri, Centropomidae. Bases 1 to 2184 code for a protein of 727 amino acids. Gene Ontology annotation, biological process: transmembrane transport. The transcript has 22 exons.